UUGUAUGGAGAAAUCGAGGACACCAAAUUCUAUGACGCCUGGCCCGAACGGAAAAUUUCAUUUGUCUCUGACCUGCCGGACUCUCCUGGAGCGCACGCCUCGACCUGGGUUGCCAUCAAUAUCCUGACACGAUCUAAUGAUCUGUGCUCGCUUGGUCUCGACUACAGCUUCUUCCACGCCGGUAUGGCGGCGCCCUCAGGAAUGUUUUCCUUUUCUUCUCAAACAGGACCAUCGGACCACUUGAGUGGUUCGUGGGAAACGACAGGAGAAGGUGCACAGAACUUCCAAGACUUCUCAGACAACGGAUCUGCCCACCCGGGAGAAUCCGAGGACUUUCCUUCUUUCCAAGUUGAAGGCCACAUCACGCCCCGAGGACAAGGACAAGCCGUUGAGGACCUGCAGAGCAAGUGGACUGCUCCCGCACCAGCCACGACCGUGGCGCCUAUCGGUGGCGAACCGAUGAGGCGAGGAACUUCGAAGAGUUCCAAUGGAAGCCGCAAGCAGCACCGGAUCUCCAAGAUCACUUCUCCCAAGGCCAGACCCAGAAUGACUUCUUCUGUGUCUUCAAAAGUUUCUGCGCAACUGUCCUCCAUGGACAUCACAGGUAAUGCUUCUGUGUACUCUACAAACGGACCUCAGAUCAACGGCCAGUUGAUGGACGUGAACUCUUACUUCCUGGAUUCGGACACGAGCGCCGUCUCAUCUCAGUGGUUUAACUCUAUGGAAAUCGGAAUGCCGGAUGGCCUUCCAUCCCAGCAGGCGGACAUGACAAUGCACGUCGUGCCUGCUCAGAUGCAGCUGGACCCUGACUCGAGCUUGGGAGCUCACUCUCCUUCUGCCUCCUGGAACUCGUUCAGCCCGUCAGAGUCUCAGCUGUCUUCCCCUGCUCAGACCCCCGAGGACCUGUGGCUUUCCGCCCCUCUCAUGACUUCUCCGUCUCACUCGGAGCAUGUCUCUCCCAUUAUUCAGAGCCAGUCUCCUAGGUACGUCCCUCAGGUCAGCUGCUCAAGCCUGGAGCAAGCUUCUGAUGCGGCGUCCAUGUACAGCGUCAACGGCAAGUUCGGUCCCGAAUUCAUGGGCGAUGAGCUCUCCGGAAGCGUCCUCACAAUCGUUGGCGACGCGGCUCUGCCUCCAGCCUUCCCCAGCCGCCGGAACACCAAUGAGGGUGACUCCGCCCGGGACCACCCCUUGUACAAGAACGCUGUUCCUCAGGCCGAUGGCCUUUUCCACUGCCCCUGGGAAGGAGAAACCAGCUGCAACCACAAGCCCGAGAAGCUCAAGUGCAACUAUGACAAGUUCGUGGACUCUCACUUGAAGCCCUACCGCUGCAAGAUUGACUCUUGCGAGAACGCUCGCUUCUCUUCGACGGCCUGCCUUCUCCGUCACGAGCGUGAGGCCCACGCUAUGCACGGCCAUGGUGACAAGCCCUUUUUGUGCUCCUAUGAAGGAUGCGACCGCGCCAUGCCUGGCAAUGGAUUUCCCCGCCAAUGGAACUUGAAGGACCACAUGCGUCGUGUCCACAACGACAACGGUGCCCCCGGAUCUCCCACCAACGCUUCCGUUGGACAGCAGAGCUCCAAGAGCCGCAAGCGCAAGGAUGCGCCCAAGGCCGGAUCUGCCCCUUCCUCUCGCAAGGUCACUGCGAAGCCCGCCGUCGUCGAGGUUGCCAUCAAGGAGGAGGAGCAGUCCUCCAAGCCUCUCAUUGAGGAGUGGCUUUCCCAUCGCCAGGCUCUGGAGAACAUCAUUCGCGACUUUGCUCAGCCCGAGGAUGUCAAGAACGUUCAGCUCAUCAAGGAUGCUCACAGCCACCUGGCUGCCAUGGGAAAGAUCGGAAACACCCUCGCUCCCUUCCACGGAAACUUCGUCCAGGCCGGAUGA
Molecule: messenger RNA, 1878 nt
Organism: Colletotrichum karsti
Lineage: Eukaryota; Fungi; Ascomycota; Sordariomycetes; Glomerellales; Glomerellaceae
Product: C2H2 transcription factor
Exons: 3
Source: RefSeq, a predicted model, not a curated record